CGGCGGAACCGGAAAUGGCGGGCACGGGGAUAUCCGCGCUUCCGGCGGCGCGGGGCGGGGCGGGGCGGGGCGGCCGCCAUUCCCGGCGGGAGGAGAGCCCGGCAGGGAGCCGCGUCCCGCCCGCAGGUGUUACAUUUAGGAGACUGGACAAGACAUCUGAUAACUGGAUAAUUAUGUUCAGGAGAAGAGGAUCGUGUAUGUUGAGAAUUCUUACCUUAAUGCUUGGCCAGUCAAAUUUGCCUUACAGAUUUAAUCGUCCAGUUGCUUCUCACCGACGUUGCUGUCACAGAAGCCUGCUUUCCAAACAGAGAUACAGGACACUCGCAUAUGCUGAAAGACAGGCAAUAACUGCUGGGACCAAGGUCAUGGCAGAAGGAGAGUUGCCAGCUGUUUUGAUCCUGGAUAUAGGAGGAACUCAUGGUGUGCUGGAAGACCUUGUAGCACUUUUGAAGAAACACUUUCAGCUUAUCACCAUGAAGGAAUUUCUUGCAAACAAAGAAGAAGUGAGCAAAAAAAUCCAAUCUGUUUUUGUGUUUGAGCGCAGACCAACUAUUGACCGUGAGCUUCUAGAAAGUCUGCCUAAUUUAAAGGUAAUUGGAAACUCUGGGGUUGGAGUGGAUCACUUAGACUUGAAAAUGAUCUCAAGCUUUGGUGUAAAAGUGACCAACACCCCGCAUGCUGUGGCAGACCCAACAGCAGACAUAGGAAUGGCCUUGAUGCUGGCCUCAGCCAGAAGACUUGUGGAAGGCUGCCAGAUUGCAGUGUCUCCAGACACAAAGUCCUUUGCUGUUGACUGGCUGGGAGUGGAAGUGAGCAGAGCAACGCUUGGGAUCAUUGGGAUGGGCAGCAUUGGAUACAAAGUGGCUCAGAGAGCCAGAGCCUUCAACAUGAGGAUCCUUUACCAUAACAGAAACCGGAGACGAAAGGAGGAGGAAGAGGCUGUUGGUGCCCACUACUGUGCAAAGAUGAAAGACUUGCUGCAGCAAUCUGACUUUGUUAUGUUGGUUGUGAACCUGACUCCUGAGACUCACAAACUGAUUGGGAAAAAGGAACUGGAGCUGAUGAAACCCACAGCUACUCUUAUCAACAUCAGCCGAGUCCAUAACAUUUCAAUUUCUCCAAGUAUGGAGAAGUACUGUGAAGUUGAUAUUCUGGGAGUUAAAGUUACUGGAGCUACGCUGGGGAUCAUUGGCAUGGGCAGCAUUGGGUAUAAGAUUGCUCUGAGAGCCAAAGCAUUUGAAAUGAACAUUUUGUACCACAACAGGACACGGAGGAAAGUGCCAGAGGAGCAAGCUGUUGGUGCCACUUACUGCAAAAAGAUAGACAGCUUGCUCCAGCAGGCAGAUUUUGUGAUGCUGGUGGUGAGCCUGACACCUCAGACACACAAGCUGAUCGGGAAAAGAGAGCUGGAGCUGAUGAAACCCACAGCUACCCUCGUUAACAUCAGCCGAGGUGCAGUAGUUGACCAAGAGGCGCUGCUGGCGGCUCUGCAGACCGGUGUUAUCAGGGCUGCAGCUUUGGAUGUCACCUCCCCAGAGCCACUGCCCAGAGAUCAUCCAUUGUUAAAAUUAAAGAACGUCAUUAUAACACCUCACCUCGGCAUUAAAACAGACAAGGCCACCUAUAGGAUAACAGAGGAAGCAGUGGAAAACAUACUAGCAGCCCUGAAUGGUCUCCCCCUACCCAGUGAAGUGCUGCCUAGCUGAUGUGCAAAAGGACAUCACACCUCUUUUUAUUCUUCUCUUAUCUUUUUAUUCUUAUCUUUCCCCUCCACAUCAGCUCUAAAGAUCUUUUUAAAUACUAGAAUGUCCAUACACCUCACUAAAGCUUGCAAGGAAAGAAUUUGCCAUCUUCUCAGUUGUGUUUAUAUCCUUUCUGUUGUCUAACUCAAGUCCAAAAGACAAAUAAACCAACUCACAAAGUGGCAGCGCUA
Oenanthe melanoleuca is the source of this 1933-nucleotide messenger RNA. Its product is annotated as glyoxylate/hydroxypyruvate reductase B-like. The record is from RefSeq and is a predicted model, not a curated record. Bases 15 to 1706 code for a protein of 563 amino acids. Gene Ontology annotation, cellular component: cytosol. The transcript has 9 exons. NCBI's taxonomy places the organism in Eukaryota, Metazoa, Chordata, Aves, Passeriformes, Muscicapidae. Gene Ontology annotation, molecular function: glyoxylate reductase (NADPH) activity; NAD binding; hydroxypyruvate reductase [NAD(P)H] activity.